Molecule: messenger RNA, 1186 nt
Organism: Cylicocyclus nassatus
Lineage: Eukaryota; Metazoa; Nematoda; Chromadorea; Rhabditida; Strongylidae
Source: the annotation of a GenBank genome assembly
UGUACUCGCUAUUUACUUCUUUGACUUGUUUUGAAAAUGUUUGGACAGACGUAUGGGACAUCAUUUUGAACCUUGAGAAUGGAUGGCGUGAUAGUUGAUUUGGAUGCCGUGUCUCCACCGCCAUCACAAAUCUUCUCAUUAUUUGGAGACGAUGCCGAAAACUACACUCAUGGCGUAGACCGUGCUUACUCGCUUCUGGGUGCAAUGACAUUAUCAGGACCAUAUAUGACCGACUGGUUUGCAAUUGCAACUAGCAUAUUCCUAUGGAUGGCAGUCUCUUAUGGAGUUCUUUACCUGGGUGCAGCGUUAGUUGCCUUAUUAAUGAUGCGGCGACACCCUUACGUUGUUCUCUUCGUCAUACCGCUUCUAGCGAUGUGCGUUAUUGGACCAGCCACUGUUGGAGUGUUGACUUCAAUGGUGUUAGCCUACACCCUUAGUGCUUCCGAUAAGGAUAUAAGUCCGUGGCAUUGCAUGUCGACUACUAGGAACGCUCUAGUUAUCCUAUGUGAAUGUUGGAGUUAUUCUGCGUGAUGCAGAAGUUUUUCAGUAUUAUCUGCUAUUUCUCUUUGCCGUUUGCUGUCGCCUGUAAAACCUAGUCAAUUUAUCACUGUGAGUCUGCCAAAACAGAUAACGUUAAAAAUUGUAAAUCUCUGUGACUCUGAUUACACGGCUUCAACUUACCUUAAAUGCGGGUCUUUCGCACAUGAGGUGCAUAAUGUUGUAUCAUAUUAUGAAUCCAAUGAGCUCCAGUGCUUUCUGUCCAUAAUAUUAAAUUUUGCCUUGCGCUAAUUCAAUGAGAUUGUGUGAUUUGUUUCCUUGCUCAUAAAUUUUUUGACUUCUCAAAUUAUCCUGGUUGACACAAAUUGAAUCGUCUAUUCCAUAAUAAUCGUUCAGGUGGCUUUGUUAACUUAUUCAGACUUGGCUCCUAGUAGAAGCUUUGGAACUUUUGGAAUCAGCUAAUGAGCUGACGUUUAUCAUUAGAACAGCAUUCCAUCUGGUUUUUACCUUCCGUUGUAUUUGCGGUAUAAUAUGAUGUGUGAUGUAGUGUAGCGGAAUAAGAUCAUGCAUGGAAUUUACCUGGCUAUCCAGACUACUCCGACUUUCCAAAACUAAUCAGAAUAUUGUCUCUCUUGUUAACCAAUUUUCUGCAAUACACGUAAUUCGAACUGUUCAUUGUUUAUUCGGU